Paramecium pentaurelia is the source of this 368-nucleotide messenger RNA. The record is from the annotation of a GenBank genome assembly. NCBI's taxonomy places the organism in Eukaryota, Ciliophora, Oligohymenophorea, Peniculida, Parameciidae.
AUGAAGCUUAUAUUAAAAUUGAUCUCAUCUAACUAAUGCUGUAUUUACAAUUUUCUAAAUGGCUUAAUUGAUGCACUUUCAAAUUUAAUUAAAAACUCAAACUCUUUGGCUCGAUAGGAUGAAAAAAUGACUAAAAACAAAAACAGUCUUAAUUAGUACAGGUAUUUUUUAUCAAUUGAAGUCCUUAAAUACUUAAAUACAUAAAUUAGAAAGUCUUCCUAAAAUUUUAAACCUAUGAAAUGGAAUAAUUUAAUCUUAGUAAACACAAAUUAAUCUAUAGAUAAUAGAAAACCGAUGAAGAAAAUCAAUUUAUUAGAUAUUCAUAUAAAUUUGGAGAUACAGGAACUUAAAAUAAAAAGAUAGAUUGA